AUGAUCAACCUAUUCGCGUUCCUAGUGGAGAAACUUUCCCUCCUCUGCAAAGUCCGAGUGCUGUUUUUGGGCUCGGCGCAUGCGCGCGAGCGUCCCGCCGCGCCUCCUCCGCCGCCGCUCCUCCGCCGGGGCGAUCUCCUGGAGGUACCCCGCACGCUCUUCACCCACUUCGGCGUGUACCUGGGCGACGGGCGGGUGGCGCACCUGAUCCCGGACAUUCUCCCGGCCCUCACCGCCGACCGGCGGCGUCUGGCCUCGGCGGUGAGCAACGCCCGGCUGAUCGCCGGGUGUCUGUGCCGGCGCGCCUCGGUGCGCGUGGACACCCUGGAGGACUUUGCCUACGGCUCCCGCAUCCUGGUCGAUCGCGGAGGCGAGGAAGCCGGGGAGGUAGCGGCGCGCCGGGCGGAGCUUUCGCUCGGCGGCUUCCCUUACAGUCUGCUGUGGAACAACUGCGAGCACUUUGUCACCCGCUGCAGAUAUGGACGCGGUGUCAGCCGACAGACCGAACGGUUUUGCGAGAACGUAAAACGUCUGAUCCGAGAUCAACGCAGUGUCUUGGUGACGGCCAUCAUAGGAAUCUUCUCCGUGCUCUUUUGCGGCCCGGUCGCCUCAACUACAUUACCCACAAUUCUCAUCCCUUUCACGCUGUGGAUGGCCGGUUAG
Nerophis lumbriciformis (worm pipefish) is the source of this 663-nucleotide messenger RNA. The record is from RefSeq and is a predicted model, not a curated record. NCBI's taxonomy places the organism in Eukaryota, Metazoa, Chordata, Actinopteri, Syngnathiformes, Syngnathidae.